Seminavis robusta is the source of this 1804-nucleotide messenger RNA. The record is from the annotation of a GenBank genome assembly. Lineage: Eukaryota; Bacillariophyta; Bacillariophyceae; Naviculales; Naviculaceae.
GACAACAACAAAGGUGAUAGAGGAGUCUCUUUGCUGCUCGGAAGCAUGGUGCGAAGAUCCUCUUGAGCAGGUUGCUUUUUCGAUGUAAGGUCGAGCGCACACGGGCUCGGUAACUAGUACUGUAACGUUUUCUGCUGCCAACACGUCAGCUAGACUACCUUCGGUAUUCGAUACCUUCAUCCAAGGCAUCGCAUCAUCGCAUCAUCGCAACACAACACCCAUCAAACUUACUUUUUGGUGUGUUUCCUUGCGAAAGCACCACCCUCCAGAAGUAUUAUCCGCAACACAAGACUAUGGCUUUGGUGGGCAGCGCAACACGAAAGACGAGGAUAGGAUUCUGGGUAUGCCUGAUAUUAUUGAUAACCAACCUUAGGGAGAGCGCUGCUGGAGCGCCACGACGCGACAAUCCAUCAUUCCUGCCGAGGCAUGCUCGUCAUGGCUGUGCCUUUGCUUUUGACGAUCAAGGGUUUCUCUGGGCUAUUCGAGCCACAUCGGCUGUCUCAUCUUACUUGGGCUUGGUGGGGUACCUCGAUCGACCGCGCGGAACACUGAUUGAGAAUGCCCAUGAUUACUUGGAAGUCAAGCCAUCCGCCGUCGAAGGUGCCGGUCUGGGGCUCUUUGCCAAGGUCUCCUUGCCCAAGAAAACAGUGCUGGGUACCUACCCUGGCGUCGUGCUGCCAUUGCAACAAAAUCUAGCCAAACUCCAGCAACAUCCUCAAUGUGAAGGUUACAUCUGGCGCUUUUCGGACAAUAAAAUGGUCAUUGAUCCAACCAAUAGCGACGGGAUUUUGGACGACAUGUGCAUUGGAGGCAAUCCGAGCAUGCCACUAUCAGUGCCUUGGCACCAGAUACUCAAUCUGCAAUCCCCAACGACCUUGUGUCGAAUCAACGAACCCCCUUUGGGGAGAGAUGUCAAUGUGGUAACAGACGAAGACAGAGAAUUGAGACAAGUUGUCUUUUCUUUAGAGCGAGACGUAUUUGCUGGAGAAGAGUUCUUUAUCGACUACGGUCUCAGCUAUGAUCGAUCUCAAUAUGGAAGUGCUGAUAGCAGCUAAUAUUUUAAAAGCUAGUAGGGUUCACAUCCCAUGGUGUCAUCCAGAGCUGUGAUGGCAAAGAAGCAGUGCUCAAACAACCCUCGAGUCCUUUUUUGCUUACAAAUAUUAUUAUUUAUGCUAGUGGAUAACAGUUUCGGCACCCAACGAUGGCGUGCUACGAGUAUAUAAUUUGAUGUUGCGCCAUGAUCCCCAGGAUGGCAUCCAGUCCGCUUCCCAAAAGAAACAUUUGGAACAGCGUCUACAGAACCACCACAGAAGAUGGCCGGUUGAUUCCAUCAUAGUCAUCAAUCAGUGCUGCAUCUGUGGAAUGUCUUCCUGGUGUACCUAUUCCACUACCGAUGCUACUGAGAUCAUCUAGCUCGGGUUCGUCGCUGAAAUGGAUCUCACCUUCGGCAUGUGAAUUCUGGCCAUGGAUCUGCAACAGCGGGUCGUUGGUAGUUCCAGAUUUGGGGCUAAAUCCCAUCGGACCAAACAAACCUUCCCGAGAGACGGCACGGGCAUUGAUACCAUGGGCAAGAUCGUUGGUGUAACUGCAAUGGUACCCGCCAGUUGCACUCUGCUUCAAAUCAAUAUCGUCCACGUCAAAUUCGCUCAGGUAACCCAGCACAGCAUCUCGGUCCGUGGGGGUAUCUCCCGUGGUCAUUUGUCGGUACGCGAGAAGCCCCGUGAUGAGACCAACAAUGGCAAUAAGGAUGAAAAACAUUACCAAUCCAUAGCGUUGUCGGCUUUUUGGUGAGCCUUCUUCUUCU